Messenger RNA from Pteronotus mesoamericanus, 960 nucleotides. It is a transcript of the gene ZAR1L, whose product is annotated as zygote arrest 1 like. Gene Ontology annotation, cellular component: cytoplasm. The coding region runs from base 1 to 960 and encodes 319 amino acids. The record is from RefSeq and is a predicted model, not a curated record. NCBI's taxonomy places the organism in Eukaryota, Metazoa, Chordata, Mammalia, Chiroptera, Mormoopidae. The transcript is spliced from 4 exons. Gene Ontology annotation, biological process: translation.
AUGGAGCACUUUGUCCAUGUUCCCCAGGGCCUGUACCAGGGAACACACUUGGCUUUAGGCCAGCCUGGACUCUCUGACCAGCUGCACUACUGGAGGCAAAACGCUGGUGCCCCCACUUUCCUGGCCAGGACCGGGCUGGUGGUGCCCACGAAUGCUUGGGCCUACUGCAUGGACCCUUACAAGAGGGAGCAGCUUAAGGUCAUUCUCUCCCAGAUGAAUCCCAGCCUGAGCCUGGGGCUAUGCAAGGCCAGUACCAAGGAGGUGGGCAUACAAGUGAGCCUGCGGGUGGACAGGUCCCUGCAGUGCUCGAUGGGCCCGCUAACUCUGCGCAGCUGCUCUCCUUGGGGCCAGAAGGUCCCCAAGGCACCAUCGCCAGCCUGGGACCUCUAUUCACCAGUGAUGGGCCUCAGACACUUGGUCCGGCUGCAGACGGAUGGGAAGGAUGAGGAGAGGCAGGAGCUUUCAGGUUCCGUGGAGGCCAGCCAUCAACAGCAGAAGUCACCACCAAGGCUAAGGUUGCAAGAGGACAAGGAGGAGGAACUCUGGCAGCAGGACAAGCUGAGGAAAGAAGAUAACUUGAGUCCUGGGGAAAGACAGAGUAAGCAGGCCCAAGGAGAUGCCCACUCACUCAGGAAACCCAACUUCCAGUUUUUGGAACGAAAAUAUGGCUAUUUUCAUUGUAAAGAUUGUAAGACCAGGUGGGAGAGUGCUUAUGUAUGGUGCAUUUCUGGAACCAGUAAGGUUUAUUUCAAACAACACUGUUGCAAAUGCUACAAGAGUUUUAACCCUUAUCGGGUAGAAGCAAUCCAGUGUCAGACCUGUUCAAAGUCCCGUUGUUCCUGUCCUCGAAAAAAAAGACAUAUUGACCUAAGGAGGCCUCAUCGACAGGAACUAUGUGGCCGCUGCAAAGACAAGAGAUUCUCCUGUGGCAAUAUUUAUAGCUUUAAAUACAUCAUGUGA